Mauremys reevesii (Reeves's turtle) is the source of this 807-nucleotide messenger RNA. Its product is annotated as retinoic acid receptor responder protein 2-like. The record is from RefSeq and is a predicted model, not a curated record. Bases 95 to 577 code for a protein of 160 amino acids. Gene Ontology annotation, biological process: regulation of lipid catabolic process; inflammatory response. Lineage: Eukaryota; Metazoa; Chordata; Testudines; Geoemydidae. The transcript has 5 exons. Gene Ontology annotation, molecular function: signaling receptor binding.
AUUAGUUAAUGGAUGACUAAGAUCAACAGCAGGGGGUUCUUGGGGUGGGCGAGAGGGGCCGACGCUCCCUGGGGUCCAUUCGCCACCCGCACAGAUGAAGGGGCUGCUCGUUCUGGGCUUGGGCUUGCUGGCCCUGGCUGCGGCAGGCGAAUUGACGCUGCGGGAGAGGGUGGUGGGCUUGGUGCUGGAGGCUUUUCACAGCAGGAAAGUCGUGCAAUGGGUGUACAAGGAGCAGGCGGUGGAAGACGUCACUGAAAGAGAGUAUCCGGCGGGGCCCUUUGUGCGGCUGCAGGUCAGGCUCCAGCAGACCCAGUGCCGGAACCAGCCGGGGAGCAGACAGGACUGCGCCCUCAAACGCAGAGGGAGGAAGCUGAUCUGCCUGGCUUGUGUCAAGUUUGACUCCCACAGCCCGGGCGAGGUGCUGGCUCAGUACAUGCACUGCAGGAUGGAGACGCAGCAGGCUGUGAAGGAGACGGAGACGACGAGACAGGAGGAGGAGUGCAGGACAGUGCAGGAGAAGGGCGAAGCGCCCUACCAUCCCGGCGUGUUUGCCUUCUCCAGAGGGCUGCCACCCUAGCCAGGGUGGCACCCCCACAUCCACAGCAUGUGCCCACAGUGCCAGGACACCUCCGGUGCCCCCCACCCGCAGAAGGACGCUAUCGCUGCCGCCCAGCGGAGACCCGGCGACCACCCCUGCCCGCCAGACACCGCGCCCACUUGAGCACCAGGCCGGGCCAACGGAUCCUGCCGCCCCUUCCCCCCGCCCCCGCCUCGCCCAGCUCCAUCCCCAAUAAAGCCAGACCCACA